Molecule: messenger RNA, 1173 nt
Organism: Drosophila innubila
Lineage: Eukaryota; Metazoa; Arthropoda; Insecta; Diptera; Drosophilidae
Gene: P32
Product: complement component 1 Q subcomponent-binding protein, mitochondrial
Exons: 2
Coding region: 76-876 (266 amino acids)
Biological process (GO): cytosolic ribosome assembly
Cellular component (GO): mitochondrial matrix
Source: RefSeq, a predicted model, not a curated record
AGUUGCAACACACAAAGCGGCAGCAGCACAUUUUCUAUUAAUUUUCAUAAAGGAAUUUAUACAUUAUAUAACAAGAUGAACAGUUUGAAGAAUGCAACUUUGCGUUUUGCCAGCCUGGCCAGCUCGACUACUGGUGCAUUGGGCAAACGUGAUUUCACCCGCAGCUUGUGGCACAUGACGAAAAAGCCGGCGACAAUCGGAGCAGGAGGAGGCAACGACCACGUUACUGUGCUGAAUGUGCACAAGCCGAGCAUCAACUGCACCUGUGGAUGCAAUGUACACACCAAGGGUGAACGUGAGCUGGUCGAGUUCCUGACCGAGGAAAUCGUUGCCGAGCGCAAGGUGCAAAAGGGCAAAACUGUUCCCAGCACUUUGGACGGAUUCAGUGUGAAAUUAACUGGCGCCGAUGUGGAGUUAACCAAGCAGACGGACAAGGAGAAGAUUGUCAUCAGCUUCAAUGUGAAUCACACUGUGGACAGCGAGGAGGAGCCCGAGAUCAAUCCCAAUGCCGACAAGCCAGAAUUGGGAGAGAUGCGCAGCAAGCCUCAAUUUGAGGUGGACAUUGUCAAGGGCAGCUCGACAUUGUCCUUUACCUGCUCCUACUUGCAAGGAGAGGCCCAGGAGGGUGAAUACAACGAUGUCUUUUCCAUUGAUGAAAUGUCCAUCUAUGAAGGCGAGUGGAAUGACAAAAUCUAUGCUGUUGCUGGCGAUGUUCUCGAUGGCUACUUGUAUGAUCUUCUCAUGAAUCUGCUGGAGGAGAAGGGUGUCAGCAAUGAGUUUGUUGAGAAACUAUCCGAUCUGGCCACCGCUCACGAGCACACCUCUUACAUUGGCCUGCUGGAAAAGCUGUCCAAGUUCACCGCUGGCGGAAAGUAAAAGGCCAAUCUUUGUUUCUAAGUUUAAGACAACAGUUGUGUAGAUUUUUAAGAUUCCUUCAGCAGCAAAUACACUUUACACCAUUUGAUAGCAUUUGGACUGGAAACGUUUUUGAUCGUUUGUGUUUUUAGUCAGUUUGCUCUCGAAUCCACAUAGAUUUUAAGUCAAAAUAUUGAUAAACCCGAAACAUAUGUUUAUGUUUUGACUAUGAAAAGAGCAUAUGCUUAAAUAAGUGAAAAUACAACACAUUUUGUUCAACUCAAUUGUAUUUAUUACUUGUAUAAACAUUUACAUAUA